Messenger RNA from Lachancea dasiensis, 1026 nucleotides. The record is from the annotation of a GenBank genome assembly. NCBI's taxonomy places the organism in Eukaryota, Fungi, Ascomycota, Saccharomycetes, Saccharomycetales, Saccharomycetaceae.
AUGGAGGCAAUAUCGGAUCCAGCGUUUCAAAAUACCAAGUCACUAAAAACUGCAGCAGAAGAACUACCGUCUCUUCUAACCGUCAUUGUCGAUACUACACCAAAAGUUUGGGCAGAAUUGGACCAAGAAAGCGGGUGCGAUAAGAGUCUUAUUAAUGCCCUGCAAUCUCUGAUUGUUUUUUUGAAUGCACAUUUGACCUUCAACAGUGCCAACCGGGUCUGCGUGAUCGCAGCGCACUCCAGUGGCAUCAAAUAUCUGUAUCCAACCACGACAUCUGAUGGCCAGGAGGAUGGGGCUGUCAAAAAGUCAGCUGCAGACCUGAAGAUUGUCAGCAGCGAUAUGUAUCGACAGUUUCGAAAUGUUGACGAAACGGUCCUGGAAGAACUGUACAAGCUAAUGCAAGAAGAAAGAACUCGAAAGCAACCUAGCAGGCCGCAAAAAAGUACACUAUCUGGAGCUAUGUCAGCUGGCUUCACUUACAUUAAUCGGGCCGUUAAGGAACAAAGUAGCACCACUCUCAAGGCACGGCUCAUGGUUCUAACUUGUGGUUCCAGCGGUGGGAAAGAUGAAGUGUUCCAGUACAUUCCUAUCAUGAAUUGCAUUUUUACAGCCACCAAAAUCAAGUGCCCUAUCGAUGUUGUCAAAAUUGGCGGUUCACAAGAGUCUACCUUUUUGCAACAAGCCACCGACGCAACUAACGGCGUCUAUCUGCAUGUCCCUUCAACAGAGGGCUUGAUCCAAUAUCUCACAACAGCAAUGUUCAUAGACCCCUCAUUAAGGCCAAUAAUAGUGAAGCCGAAUCAGGGUUCAGUAGAUUUUCGGACCUCGUGCUUUCUAACGGGUAAAGUAGUUGCUGUAGGGUUUGUCUGCAGUGUGUGUCUGUGCGUUUUGUCGAUCAUUCCACCAGGGAACAGAUGCCCGGCGUGUGACUCCGAAUUUGACGAGCAUGUUUCUGCCAGACUCAAGCGCAAGCCGCUUGUUUCUGGGACUAUUGCCAGUAUGAAAAAGAAAAAACCAAACGAGUGA